AUGUUUUCAGCAGAAAUCCAGAACGAAACCCAGAAGUUUUUUUUGGCAAGUUUCAUUCAUGCAUUGACUUUUUGCGUGUAUUCCUGGUUGCAGAGUAUUCCGCAUGCUUGUGGCACAAAGCUGCUCUUCCUUUCGCCCAGGAAUGUGGACUACUACGCCUACUAUUUUGUGGACCUUGUCGUGGGCACCCCUCCGCAGAGAGUUUCGGUGAUUCUGGACACUGGUUCCGGCGUUUGUGCUUACCCGUGUGCUAAUUGUGGACACUGUGGCCAUCAUAUUGACCCGGCGUUCGACGUUGGAAAGAGUAGCACAGCGAGAUGGCUCCAGUGCUCAUCGGGCCGUUGUCCUGUUGGGCGUUGCCAGUCAGGAAAAUGCAGCUACUACCAAGGCUACACGGAGGGCUCUUCGAUCUCGGGCUUCUGGUUCGAGGACAUGAUCAGCCUUGGAGACAUGAUCCAGCACAACCCACAGGUCAACGCCAGGAUGGGAUGUCAUUCCAAUGAGAACAACUUGUUCUUCACCCAAAAGGCAAACGGAAUUAUGGGCAUCGGUCCCUCUGCGCUCAGCGGCGAAGCCAUUCUGGACAAAAUCUUUAAGGACCGGGAGCAUGUUACCCACAAAGUCUUCUCCGUCUGCCUGGCAGAGUGGGGGGGGCAAUUCAACGUGGGGGGCUUUGACGAGUCGUUGCACUCAGGUCAAGUCAAAAGGAUUCGCUUGAAACCAGGUGGCUUCUACAGUGUCCAGUUGACUGCCAUGAAGGUGAAUGGAGUCUCUAUUUCCACAACCUGGGGCAGCACCAUGAUUGACAGUGGCACGACGUACACCUACAUGCGCAGCAGUAACUACAGGGCGCUGAUGAGCGCCAUUGAGACGUAUUGCCGAGGUCACCAGUGUGGCGGCACAAAACAUGGCACGAAGUGCUGGACAUUGCCCCAUGGACCAGAGAAGUUUCCCCACAUCUCUGUUGUUUUUGAUGGCGUGGAGACGAAGUGGGUUCCAAAAGCAUACUUUUACAGGAAAGGGAGAACCGACACUUACUGCUACGGCUUCGAAGAUGACGGCCCUCGUGCGAACACCGUGCUGGGGGCGGUUUGGAUGAUGCACCAGGACGUCAUUUUCGACAUGGAAAAGAGCGAAGUUGGAAUUGCUCCGGCAAAUUGUCCGGAGUACAAAGAUCGUGACCGGCCAUCGCAUUCAGCAAAGGCUUCGUCUCUUCCGCCAGCGACGACCAUGACAACUACCCCUGCAAUCUCGUCGGCUCUAACCACCGUGGCCACGACAGCACCGACAACAAGUGCAUCUGCUCUUGCAUCAGUUUCCACAGCCCAUCCGACUACAACUGCGGCCACGACUUCAUCGUCCAGCCGCACUAACACUAGUGGCAACCCGGCUCCACUCGAUGUCGGGAAGACACAGGGACAGCCUCGCAGCGAGUUACCUGGCACCAGUGUCGAAAGCACGGUGCCAAGCAGCACCACCGCUCCAUCCAACCAGGAUGCCAUCCCUGCUCGGUUCUUGGGACAAGAUCCCUUGCACUUCAUCGGGGCCAUCGUGGCUGGAGUUCUGAGCGCUUGCCUCUGCCUCUUCCUGGUCCGCAAGCUUUGCUUCAAGACGGACAAGCACAGGCACGUCAAACUGAAAGAAGACGAGGAGUCUGGCAUGCCUCCUCAAAUAGUCGGCCAAACUGGCGAGGAGGAUGCAGGCUUGGCCUAG
Messenger RNA from Symbiodinium sp. CCMP2456, 1713 nucleotides. Lineage: Eukaryota; Dinophyceae; Suessiales; Symbiodiniaceae. The record is from the annotation of a GenBank genome assembly.